AUAAGGACUAUUAUAGGAACAGUUCAUUCUAUUAUAUACUGUGUAUAUAAAACCGUUAGCGUGCAUGUGACUUUGGCCGGAAUUAUACUUAAAUGUGCAAGUGAACGCUGCUUUCUAGCAAUAGUUGUUUAAAAAUGGAGCAUUUUCGCUCCGGUAGCUCUGAUGAGGAGGAUGAGGGAGGAAAAAAGGGUAAAAAGGCUGCUGCUGAAACUGGAUCUGGAGACAAGUUAAAAGAGAUGAUGCCCCCUCCAGAGUUCCUGGCCGAGCGGCAGAUUCUGUGGGACCAGUUAAAGAAGGAGGCUGAUGAACAAUUAGCUGCAAUGCCUUCUGCACCCAUCAAGAUAACAUUGCCUGAUGGAAAAGUGGUGGAUGGUCAGUCUUGGCAGACCACACCAUAUGAGGUCGCAAAGGGCAUCAGUCAAGGCUUGGCCGACAGCUGUGUGGUUGCCAAGGUGAAUGAUGUGCAAUGGGACCUCGACAGGCCAUUCGAGUGUGAUGCCACACUACAGCUCCUCAAGUUUGAUGACCCAGAAGGUGAAUAUGUUUUCCGGCACUCCAGUGCUCACAUAUUGGGAGAAGCAAUGGAGCGACUUUACGGGGGACAUCUUUGUUAUGGUCCCCCUAUAGAGGGAGGCUUCUAUUACGACAUGUGGUCAGGCGACAAGACGGUGUCCAGUGAGGACUACCCUGUGAUGGAUGGGAUGGUGAAGAGCAUCGUGAAGGAGAAGCAGCCCUUUGAACGCCUUGUUAUGACCAAGGAAAACCUUCUGAAGAUGUUUGCUUAUAACAAAUUCAAGCAGAGGAUCUUAAACGAGAAAGUGACCACUCCCACCACCACUGUCUACAAGUGUGGUCCCCUGAUUGACUUGUGUCGAGGUCCCCAUGUCCGACACACGGGCAAAAUCAAGGCUAUGGCUGUGACCAAGAAUUCCUCCACAUACUGGGAAGGUAAGGCUGAUGCUGAGAAUCUGCAGAGAGUGUAUGGUAUUUCUUUCCCCGAUCCCAAACAGCUUAAGGAGUGGAAACACAUCCAGGAGGAGGCCGCAAAACGGGACCAUCGUAAACUUGGGAGGGAACAAGAAUUGUUUUUCUUCCACGAGUGGAGUCCUGGGAGCUGUUUCUUCCUCCCCAAAGGAGCUCAUAUAUACAACACUCUUGUAGACUUCAUAAGGGGUGAAUACAAAAAGAGAGGUUUCCAAGAAGUUGUGUCUCCCAACAUUUUCAACAGCAAGCUCUGGCAACAGUCCGGUCACUGGCAACAUUAUGAUGACAACAUGUUCGUGUGUGACGUUGACAAGGAAAAGUUUGCCCUCAAACCCAUGAACUGUCCUGGCCACUGUUUGAUGUUUGAUGUACGUCCACGUUCCUGGAAAGAGCUGCCAGUGAGAAUGGCCGACUUUGGUGUAUUACACAGAAACGAGAUCAAGGGUGCACUUAGCGGCUUGACCCGUGUCCGAAGGUUCCAGCAGGAUGACGCCCACAUAUUCUGUAGACCAGACCAGAUCAAGGAGGAGAUUGCUGGUUGUCUCGACUUCCUGAGGCAUGCGUAUGGUGUGUUUGGAUUUACCUUCAAACUCAAUCUGUCCACUCGUCCUGAGAAAUUUUUGGGAGAUAUUUCCAUUUGGAAUGAGGCAGAGAAGCAACUUGAGGAAUGUUUGAAUGAAUUCGGAGAAGGAUGGGUGCUGAAUCCCGCGGACGGUGCCUUCUAUGGACCAAAGAUUGAUAUUACAAUCAUGGAUGCACUGAAGCGUGCUCACCAGACUGCCACGAUACAGCUGGACUUUCAACUACCUCUCCGCUUCAACCUUUCUUAUGUCACCGGUGAGGACGCUGCAGAAAAGAAGCGGCCAGUGAUAAUCCACAGAGCUGUCCUUGGCUCUGUGGAGAGGAUGAUCGCCAUCUUGUGUGAGAAUUAUAGUGGCAAGUGGCCUUUCUGGCUGUCUCCACGCCAAGCUGUUGUGAUUCCAGUGGCAGCCACGUACAAUGACUACGCCAAUGAGGUGAAGAAGCAAAUCCAUGAUGCUGGCUUCAUGUGUGAUGUUGAUGUUGACGAGGGUACCACGCUCAAUAAGAAGGUCCGCAAUUGUCAGCUGGCUCAGUACAACUUCAUCCUAGUGGUUGGAGAGAAGGAAGUGACCAAUAAAACGGCCAACGUACGGACCCGAGACAAUAAGGUUCACGGAGAAAAUACCAUUGACAACAUUGUCACGCGUUUCCUCGCGCUGAAAGAAUCGAAGUGUCUUGACGCAGAGGAGAAGUUCUAAACCAUUAACAUUCUUUGUGAAGUAGGAUGAUUUUAAUUUAUUUGUGACUUCAUAGGCUUCAAGUUCUCUGCUGGUAUUGUGUGCAGGUCAUUGACAAGUGGACAAUCGUUAAGACAAUUAACACUAUAAAGGGUGUUAAGAAUUCUGGGCUUCAGUGAUAUAUAAUUACCUUAUGAUCUGCUUCAUUUGUGAAAUUUAUCUUCACAUUUUGAUUCAAAACACAACACUUUCAUUAUAUUUCCUGUAAUGUCUUCGAUAGCAAAAAAGCGUAUAUUAAGUUCAUAUAGAAGAAUGAAACUGUUUGGUAGUAGCAUAGUGGGGUUGUGAUUGGUGCAGGAUGUAUAAGUGCUGGAUAGGUAAGUCAUUUUCUUGAAGGUUUUAAUUAAGACCUAAGUGUUUUAUUAAGACUUUUAUUUAGUGUUAUGUAGUGUCGUAGUGUUAACUGACAGCUAUAGUUAUAACAUUUCCUAAUUUCUGUUUACCGACACCUGAGGACAGGUGUGGUUGUUAAGGCACUAAAACAAGCAAUGUGGGAAUAAACAAUCAUUUGUGUGGGGCCAUGAUAAUAAGUUCUAGCAGUCCGAUGGGUUUUUUUCAGUCUUGUGUAUCUUAAGAUAAUGCCUACAACUUACAGAUUGCUGUAAAUAGUUUACUGUUAAUUUUUUUUAUAAUACUUACAUGGAAAGGUAUAUGAGAUAUGUACAACAAUGCUGUUAAAAAGUACAAUGUUGGUUAAUAGUUGUUAUUGUACUGUCACUUCACAGAUAAAGUUGUACUGUUACUGUGAAAUAUAAGAUAGAUUUAAGCACAAUGUUCACUCACCAGAAUUUUUCCAAGAUGAAAUCACAAUGUUCAUUCACCAGAAUUUUGCCAAGAUGAAAUGUUUGCUGGCAAUCAAUGGACUGGCAAUGGGUACAGCACAUGUGAUUAUAGCUACUAAAUUAAUGCAAUAAUGAUAAGUACAUCCAGUGCAAUUUUGAAAGCAAAAAUCCUGAUCCUGAUCAAGAUUGAACACAUUGAAUAUGAGGUAUGCUUGUAUGCAGGCUGUACUUACUGUCAAACUUUUCAUUUGAUUAAAAUAUAAAGAACAAAACAUUGUA
Messenger RNA from Mizuhopecten yessoensis (Yesso scallop), 3364 nucleotides. RefSeq names its product threonine--tRNA ligase, cytoplasmic-like. Gene Ontology annotation, biological process: threonyl-tRNA aminoacylation. The record is from RefSeq and is a predicted model, not a curated record. Lineage: Eukaryota; Metazoa; Mollusca; Bivalvia; Pectinida; Pectinidae. The coding region runs from base 135 to 2264 and encodes 709 amino acids. Gene Ontology annotation, molecular function: ATP binding; threonine-tRNA ligase activity. Gene Ontology annotation, cellular component: cytoplasm. The transcript is spliced from 20 exons.